Histoplasma mississippiense is the source of this 1503-nucleotide messenger RNA. RefSeq lists its product as hypothetical. Bases 1 to 1503 code for a protein of 500 amino acids. The transcript is spliced from 2 exons. The record is from RefSeq and is a predicted model, not a curated record. Gene Ontology annotation, cellular component: plasma membrane. Gene Ontology annotation, biological process: cell division. NCBI's taxonomy places the organism in Eukaryota, Fungi, Ascomycota, Eurotiomycetes, Onygenales, Ajellomycetaceae.
AUGUCUCGAGGCCCAUACGACCCUCGUUUGUUCUUCAGCAUUGACAAUAUUCGGGCGUUCCACAUUCAAAAUGGAGAGGAAUCAGAACUCACCACGUCGGGUCCCCAAACCCUUUCUCUCUUGAUGGUCCCGACUUCCUGUCCCCCUACAGAUCCUGAAUUAGCCUCGCAGCCACCAGAAGAUGACUUUUACCUCCACCUCCACCUCCCACCGGAGUUGGAUCUGCCCUUGCCCGCAACGACCCAGAUAUACCACCAGCCACCAAACAGCUACCUCAUUCCACGCUGGGACCUAGGCCCAAACGCAGGCGCAUUCACGCGGAUCGAAUUCCCGUCAAUUGGCAGUGGGCCAGGGAAGGUGUCUCAAGAAGAUGUGGAUACCUUCGAAACCAUUCUCGCCCAAUGUACCGCAUUUCUUGAGCGAUCUCCGCCUCCUAAGUUCGCUCCGUAUCACCCUGCCACCUAUGCUCCUGGAGAAGGAUAUAUCGGGUCUGGCGGUGAAAAACAGCCUGCGAAACGCCAACCUGGCCAAAUUGUCCUCGUCGAUGAGGAGAACGGAAGUGUUGUUGAUCCGGUUGAGAUACAGCUCCCUACCGAAGGGCAAGGAAACAAUAUAUCUGUCCAUAAUGUUUCCGACGAAUAUCUGCAAACAGCAAGGCACCCUGCCUAUGCGAAAUCUACCAUUGUUCAAACGUCUGCAACAGCCUCGCGGCUUCUGGUUGCCGGUUCCGCAUAUAUUGCCAAGUCCAUACAGUCAGGAGCAAAUACCUUCACCCAGAAAACGAAACCAAAUUCCAAGCCCAUGACAUUUACCCCUACCGCGCAAGCACGUAUGAGGAGAAUCAAUACAUUUUCAAGCAACGCUGCUGGGUUGUCAUCUAAAACCGUCAGUAAGGUUACCAAGGUUGCUCAAAACUUCGGCGCCACCAUUGCAGGCAAGAAAGAUUUAAAUUUUGAGCCUAGAGGAUUCGACGAGAACGGCCGACCGAUAUACCACUCCAAGCCCGGAAUUUUGAACAAAUCUUUGAUCGCCUUCUCGACGAUUGCAGAUGGUAUUGACCAAGGUGCCAAACAGCUUCUCCACUCAGGACAGCUCGCUGCGACUACGGUAGUCGGCCACCGCUACGGCCCAGAGGCGGCAAAGUUCACGUCGGAGCUCACUGGUGGCGUCAAAAAUGUUGGUCUGGUGUACAUCGACGCGGCGGGAGUGUCUCGCAAAGCAGUCCUCAAAUCUGUUGCGAAAGGAAUGGUUGUUGGGCGCAUGAAAGAUGGACAGCAGAUUGUCGUUAGCGACGGCGAUGCGCACUCUGUGAAAUAUCCCGGCAUUCCGGGGCAAAAACCUCCGCCGUUCAUGAGAUCCGGGACCAGUCAGAAUCUUUCUGGGCUUACCCCUGGAAACGCUUAUCUUCCUCGCGGCUCGUCUCCGUCUCCUACUCCGCCGCCUGCCUAUGGCUCGCAGAGCGGGCGAUCCCUUGGCGGGACUACGUUGCGAAAUGGCAAAUAG